GCACUGGAGAGAUGGGCUGGGCACUACCCGGAGCUGCAGCCCCUGGCGUCGCUGCCCAAGGCCCUGGACGCCCUCGAGGCCGGGGUGCGGCGGCUCGGGGACCCCGCGGAGGCGCCGGACCCGGGCGAGGUGAGGGCCGGGGUCGGCAUGGAGGUGGCCGAGCUGCAGGAACUGCUGGCCUCGCUGCGGCCCUCCGCGGAGCGGCUGCGGACGCAGCUGGCCAAGGGGCCGCUCAGCAGCCUCACCGCGCUGAACCUGCAGCUUCAGUCCGAGCUGCAGCGGGGGCCCGGGCUGCCUGGCGGCCAGGCGCUGUGCGAGGGGCUCCGGGAGGUGCUCGACGGCGCCGGGUGCUCGGCCGCGCCCGCGCUCGACGACGCCCUGGAGAAGCGGGCGCAGCACGACGAUGGGCAGCACGACGAUGAGCUGCGCAGCGAUGAGCCUCACGACGGCGGGCACUUCCACACCACGAGCGUGCGCAGCACGGCGGUGGUCAGCAUGACGGGCAACAACACCAUGACGACGAGUACGUUCGACAAUGAGCGGGUCAGCCUCGCGGCACGCUCCCCGGACUCCACGGUCACCGCGAGUUCCAUGAAUUGGCCCCUGCAGCAGCGGCGCGACGACGCUGAGCCGCCCGACCACGCCGACCAGCAGCUGCAGGGUUCCGACCACCAUCACGAGUUCGACGUGCGCAGCUUUCUUGUCCAGCAGCACAAUGUGGAGCGGCAGCGCGAUUCUCACAUCCAUGAGUGGGACUGGCAGUGCUGCGAGGCCGGCAUCGGGGCGGCCUUCAUGGAGAAGCUCGUGGACGGCACGACGAGCGCCGUGCCCGAGCACGCGGCACACGAUGCCAUGCUGCUCGGCGGCGGAGGCGCCGACGCUGGGCAGCGCGACUCUGCCGAGCAUGGCGGGUUGCAGCACUACUCAGCCGGCCUGCCUGCCGGGCAGGCGGCCAGCAGCACCAGGCCCCAGCAGCGCCGUGCAGCCCCAUGGAGGGCUGGGGCCCUCCCUCGUGCCCGUGGCUCCUCCGUGCGCUGCGGGUUCCUGCCGUACGACCUCGGGCGGCUCGACGGGCACCCGCCGCACGACCUCUGGCAGCACGGGCUCGGGCUGCAGUUUUGA
Molecule: messenger RNA, 1122 nt
Organism: Prorocentrum cordatum
Lineage: Eukaryota; Dinophyceae; Prorocentrales; Prorocentraceae
Source: the annotation of a GenBank genome assembly